CACACUCACAUAUUCUCCAGCGAUAAACCUUCAUCAAUCUAACCGCAAUGAAAACACUGGUUGCUGUAGUUUUAUUCGCCCUCGUGGCUACUGUCAUGGCUGGUUAUUUAGCUGGCCCGGCAGCCCACGGUUACUACGGGGGUUAUGGCUCCUAUGGUUACCCCGUUGGUCGUCAUUUCAAUUACGGAAGCAGAAUUAACCACGGUUAUGGACAUGGACUUGGCUAUGGCGGUUAUGGUCUUGGACUAGGCUAUGGUGGUUAUGGACAUGGACUAGGCUAUGGUGGUUAUGGUCUUGGACUAGGCUAUGGUGGUUACGGUUAUGGACUCGGCUAUGCUGGUUAUGGCAAAGCUUUGCUCCAUUGAAUCAU
Messenger RNA from Limulus polyphemus (Atlantic horseshoe crab), 370 nucleotides. RefSeq names its product glycine-rich protein-like. The coding region runs from base 48 to 365 and encodes 105 amino acids. NCBI's taxonomy places the organism in Eukaryota, Metazoa, Arthropoda, Merostomata, Xiphosura, Limulidae. The record is from RefSeq and is a predicted model, not a curated record. The transcript is spliced from 2 exons.